Microbotryum saponariae is the source of this 1626-nucleotide messenger RNA. The record is from the annotation of a GenBank genome assembly. Lineage: Eukaryota; Fungi; Basidiomycota; Microbotryomycetes; Microbotryales; Microbotryaceae.
AUGGUGAAUUGAAUCGCUAAGGACUAAGGACCAAUUCGGACCGAUUCGGAGCCAGACGGAGCGCCCACGAGCUGCAACGAGCGCGCGCUGGUCACUUUCACUUCCCGCCCCACCUCCCUCCCACUCUUCACCUCCUUUUUUUAUCAACAUGUGAGUGCCGUCGCAUUCCUUCCACUCCAUCAUUCACGACGCUGCAGCUGGAACGGCAUUCCACGACGAACCGAACCGGGAAUCUAGCCCAACCCGGGCUCAGCGGCCGAGACCACACACCAUUCCCCGUGUCAGACGCCAUGUACUGUACCUCAUCCCCCAUCCCCCCAUCCUCCAUCUCACAUCUCACAGGGCACGCAAAUUCCUUGUCGGGGGCAACUUCAAGAGUCAGUUUUUUUCCCCAUCGCGACGUAGAAAGGCCGGCGCUUGGUUACUUCCCCUAUCGCCGCCCCGACUGCUGACCGACGCCCGUACACGCCGUAAUCUCCGCAAUGCAGUGAACGGCGACUUGGAUACGUUGACGACGCUGCUCACCCAGUUCAACGAAGCCAAGCUCGACCCCAACGUCGGUCAGUCACUCACACCUCUCACUCACUCGCGCUCAUGCUAGAACUAUUCCCAUACACUGACUCCAAGUCGUGUAGAGGUCAUCAUCUCCCCUCCGGCUUUGUACCUCAUCCCCUUGAAGGAGCACGCUCGCAAGGUAAACCGAUCAAGCGCCACUUUCCGAUCUGAUCUCACGCCGACGAUGGCAAAAGCGAAGAUGCUGAUCAUCAUUACUUUGGGGGUCUGAUCCUGAUCACCAGGAGAUCGCCAUCGCCGCUCAGAACGCUCACCAGCUCGGUUCGGGGGCCUACACCGGUGAAAUUUCGCAAGUGAAACCCCCCCUCCCCCCCUGAAUCGCUCCGACAUCGUACUCACCUCAUCUCCGAUCUCUCAGGAUCAAGCAAUUGAAGGACGUCGGCCUCAAGUGGGUCAUCCUCGGCCACUCGGAGCGACGAACCUUGUUCCACGAGUCCGACGAGCUCAUCGCCGAAAAGGUGCGCGUACAAAUUCAGCUCAAACCUACCCCAGCGAAAUCCCUUGCUAAUGUGUAGUUCGAUCACAUCGUCCACAGACCGCAGCCGCGAUCAAGGAAGGCAUCUCGGUCAUCCUCUGCUGCGGCGAGUCGCUCGAAGAGCGCAAGGCCGAAAAGACGGUCGAGGUCAACAUUCGUCAAUUGCGCGCCGUAGCCAAGGUGCUUUCCAAGGACGACUGGAAGCACGUCGUCAUCGCGUACGAACCCAUUUGGGCGAUCGGGACCGGCCUCGUCGCGACGCCGCAACAGGCCCAGGACGUACACAAGGAGAUCCGAGCCUGGUUGAGCAAAGAGAUCUCGCCCGAGGUCGGCGCCGAGACGAGGAUCAUCUAUGGUGGUUCCGUCAAUGAGAAGAACGCAAAAGAGCUUGGUCAGUACUUUGAUUGUGGACGACUCGAUCGAAGUAGAUUGAAGAACUGACCUGGAGCACGCACUCCACUCCUCGGUCUCGCUCAGCCGCCUGCCCCGACAUUGACGGUUUCCUCGUCGGUGGUGCCUCGCUCAAGCCAAGUUUUGUCCAGAUCGUCAACUGCAAGACCGAAGGUGGCAAGCUCUAA